AUGGAGGUACAUAGGUGUCGAUUUGUUGAUUAUACUCCUCAUACGAUCACAUCAUUAGUGUUCUCUCAACCUUCAAACCCCGAAAAACCAAUUUCAUCGGAUUUAAAAUUAGCAGUUGGAAGAAGUAAUGGUGAUAUUGAAAUUUGGAACCCUAAAUAUAAUUGGACACAUGAGUUAACAUUAUUUGGAUCAAAGGGAAGAUCUAUAGAAGGUUUAUGUUGGAUAAGUACCAAAGAAGAAUCAAGAUUAUUUUCCAUUGGUGGAUCAACUUAUAUUACAGAAUGGGACCUAAAAACAGGAAAACCUUUAAUAAAUUAUGAUUGUAACGCGGGGAUUAUUUGGUCAAUAGAUGUUAAUGAAUCUAAUGAUAAAUUAGCAGUUGGCUGUGAUGAUGGAUCAGUGGUGCUUGUUGACAUUUCUGGAGGUGUUGGCUCCUUGGAAUAUGAUAUAAUUUGUCAAAGACAAGAUGCCAGAGUUUUAAGUAUAAAAUGGUGCAAAAAUGAUCAAGUUAUUGGAGGAUGUGCAGAUGGAAGAAUUAGAGUAUGGAGUAAUCUCAAAGAAACUAGAGGUAGAAUUUUAAGUACUAUGAGAGUAGAUAAAUCCAAAACUGAAAGUACUUUAGUUUGGUCAUUAAAUGUAUUGAAAAAUAAGAACCAAUUAAUAAGUGGAGAUUCCACGGGUCAUAUUAAAAUAUGGGAUUUAAAAUUUCACACAUUAAUUCAAAGUUUUAAAAUACAUGAUGCAGAUAUUCUUACAAUUGUCAGUGAUGUAAAAGAAAAUAAAUUUUUUUCAGCAGGUAUUGAUAGAAAAAUUCAUCAAUUUGAUCUAUUAACCACAAAAACUAAUUCCAAGUGGGUGCAUAGUUAUAAUAGAUUAUUACAUUCAAAUGAUAUAAGAGCUAUGGCUAUAAUGGAGUCAAAAAAUUUUAAUAUCUUGGUAAGUGGUGGAGUAGAGAGAGCAAUAAUUAUUCAAAAUAUACAACAAUUUCAUGAUGGUAAAUACAAGAAAUUAUUAAUAAAUCAACAAAAGAGUAAUAUUGUGUUGGUACCAGAAAGAAAAUUGGUAAUAAUGUGGCAAGAUCAAAUGAUUAAAAUAUGGAAAAUUUUAGAAAGUGGUAAACAUAAAUUAAUAUCGAAAUUAGUUUUGUCAGAUGAUGAAAAUAUAACUAGUGUUGAUUUUAGUGGUAACCUAAUAGCAGUUGCCAAAAUGACAUCAGUAAAAUUUUACGAGUUAGACGUAGUCGAUGAAGAGAAUCAUAAAUAUAUGAUCAACAAAAUAAGAGAUGAGAAAUUUGAUUCACUAAUAUCAGGAGCUAAAAAAGUUAAAUUUAUUGAUGACACCAGAAUUUUAAUUUUAACAACAGAUGAAGAGCUUUAUGAAUUCAAAAUAGAUACCGAAAAUAGUCAUAUUGAAUUAAUUGAUAAAAUUGAAUUAAUUGAACAAAAUACCUCAACUGACUUCAGUUCAAACAUUAACAAUUUAAUUCUUACACCAGAUCAUAAAACUAUCAUAAUAUCAAGAUUCAACGGAUCUGUGGAAUCCUACACUACAAAAGAAUCUCACAUCAUAACAAAAUUAUCCUCAUACCCACAUUUAAUAACUUGCCACAACAACGACCAAUUACUAGUUUUAACUGAUGAAAAUAAAAUACACGAGUUUAAUAUCAGUAGCGACGAGUUAUUAACACCUUGGUCAAAACGUAAUAGUGAAUUUUUACCACGCCAAUUUCUUGCUUUAGAUGAUAAACCACAGGGCAUGUUUGUUGAUGAAAAUAAAUUAUGGAUUUAUGGUACCAAUUUUUUAAGUUACUUUGAUUUGACCAAAAAUAUACCAAUUAACAAGCUUUAUAAAAAUAUCAACAACACCAAGAAAAGAAAUAGAGAUGGAUUAAGUGUUGAUGAAAUAGACACUGAAGAAAUAUCACAAGCUGAAAUAAGUAUGAAACAAAGCGAGAUUGAUAAAUUAAGACAAACACUCGAAAAUGAAGAACCGGAAGAGAAAGUAUUUUGGAUAACUGAAAAAUAUAGACCAAUCAUGAAAGUUGGAUCAUUCGGUUCUGGGGAAUUAAUAGUUAUAGAAAGACCUUAUUUUGCAUUACCUACUACGCCUGCAUUUAAUUUAUCAAAAAUUAGAAUAUAA
This is a messenger RNA of Lodderomyces jiufengensis, 2139 nucleotides long. It is a transcript of the gene UTP4, whose product is annotated as Utp4p. NCBI's taxonomy places the organism in Eukaryota, Fungi, Ascomycota, Pichiomycetes, Serinales, Debaryomycetaceae. The transcript has a single exon. The coding region runs from base 1 to 2139 and encodes 712 amino acids. Gene Ontology annotation, biological process: maturation of SSU-rRNA from tricistronic rRNA transcript (SSU-rRNA, 5.8S rRNA, LSU-rRNA). Gene Ontology annotation, cellular component: t-UTP complex; small-subunit processome; 90S preribosome. The record is from RefSeq and is a predicted model, not a curated record. Gene Ontology annotation, molecular function: protein binding; RNA binding.